Thrips palmi is the source of this 1530-nucleotide messenger RNA. It is a transcript of the gene HtrA2, whose product is annotated as serine protease HTRA2, mitochondrial. Gene Ontology annotation, molecular function: protein binding; serine-type endopeptidase activity. Lineage: Eukaryota; Metazoa; Arthropoda; Insecta; Thysanoptera; Thripidae. The transcript has 7 exons. The record is from RefSeq and is a predicted model, not a curated record. The coding region runs from base 187 to 1413 and encodes 408 amino acids. Gene Ontology annotation, biological process: positive regulation of apoptotic process; proteolysis; programmed cell death.
ACAUUAUUCACAGGAGCCGCGCAGCCGACACAACCGCAGUUCUGAUACUGUUGUUUUGGUUUUGAAGUUGAUCACAGAAAUGCAAAAGAAAUAUAUAUUUAGCUCGGGCCCGAAAUUGGAAUGAGUUGUGCUAUCAAGUAACUCACUUUUCGAUAGAAAGGAACUCUGAUCUACAGCUGUUGCUGCAUGAUGGCGUUCAGAUCAUCUUUAAGAAUAGUACCUCUUUUCUUGAAGCAGACCAGAAUUUUAUCUGUCAACUCGGUCUGCUCUAGUAGAUUCAGUACACACGGUUUAGAGAACGAUGGUAGCAGAAAUGAGUAUUCAGGUGGCAGAGAAAACACUUCCAGGUGGACGUUACCUCUUGGCAUGUGUUUAUCUGCUGUUGGGAGUUGUCUCCUAUUGAAGUGGAACGAUCCUGAUCACCAAUUCUUUUCAUCUGUACUGGCUGCUGAACCUUAUGAUUCAGGUUCAGGUGGCUCACGCAAUAAAUUCAAUUUUGUUGCGGAUGUUGUAGAAAAAGUUGCUCCCACUGUUGUCAGCUUGCACACAUCUCAAAUUACUGGUGGAUACCAGGAGAUAAGUGCAGCAUCUGGAUUUAUUGUAUCGUCUGAUGGUUUAAUUGUCACUAAUGCUCAUGCUGUGUACAAUAAAUCAGUAAUUCAGGCCACUUUGCUUGAUGGAAGAACUUUUGAGGCAAGAGUGGAAACAAUGGAUCAAAUGACAGACCUCGCAACAAUUCGUAUACCAUGUAAAAAUCUGCCAGUUUUGAAAUUAGGCUCAUCCGACAGCCUUCGACCAGGAGAAUGGGUUAUAUCCAUUGGAAGUCCUGCUGGUCUUUCGAACUCUGUGUCCUGUGGUGUUGUUAGUACAGUGGGCAGAAAAAGCACUGAAUUACGAUUGCACUCCCAGGAAAUGGAAUACAUUCAGACUGAUGCUCCUAUCAAUCAAGGAAACUCAGGAGGACCACUGGUUAAUUUGGAUGGUGAAGCGGUUGGUGUAAAUUCUAUGAAGCUACUUCAUGGUAUUUCUUUUGCUAUUCCCAGCAAUAUUGUGAAGGAAUUUCUUGAGGAUCCACACAAACCUCAUGUAUCAUCACCCAAAAAACCAAACAAGUCUUCUGCACGUAACAUAGGCAUCACAUGUCUUUCCCUGACACCAUACCUGAGGUCUGAAAUAGAGAGGCACCACAAUUACUCUAUAAGAGCUACCCAUGGUGUUUACAUUGUAGAUGUACAUGCUUUAUCGCCUGCUAUGAGAGCGGGCCUCAAGGGGGGAGAUGUAAUCAUUGCUGUUAACAAUAAACCAAUCAAAUCAACAGACCAACUCUAUGAAGCUACCAUUGAUAAUACAGCAUUAUUUGUAACUGUUGUCAGAGGAGAUAUGAAGCUAGGUCUUAAAAUUGAAUUGGACUGAUUUUUGUUGUUUUUGUGUGUUUCCUUCUAUAUUUGAACUGUGUUCCGCUGUGCAUUGUUUGGCUAUUCUAUUCAUACUUUUAAAAAGUUAAUUGAGAGUAAAAACUAAACAACUAUA